This is a messenger RNA of Ahaetulla prasina, 4029 nucleotides long. It is a transcript of the gene NGFR, whose product is annotated as nerve growth factor receptor. Gene Ontology annotation, cellular component: plasma membrane; cell surface. The transcript is spliced from 8 exons. Bases 192 to 1634 code for a protein of 480 amino acids. Gene Ontology annotation, biological process: Rho protein signal transduction. The record is from RefSeq and is a predicted model, not a curated record. NCBI's taxonomy places the organism in Eukaryota, Metazoa, Chordata, Lepidosauria, Squamata, Colubridae. Gene Ontology annotation, molecular function: nerve growth factor binding; death receptor activity; coreceptor activity.
CAGAAGGCAGGUGCUGUCCAACUCCCUCAGUUACUAGAGCUGCCUCCGUCUCCACCGACGCUCUUCUUCCCUCUCUCCCGCGCCCAUCCUGAGACUCCCCUUGGGAAGGGAAUGUUUAAGAAGCCUCCUGCCUCCCCUCAUCUCCCGACUUGCAUCUUCCUUUCCUGCGCCCUGUUUUACUUCAGACGAUCAUGCAGAAGACGCCGAUCUUGCUAUGGGGCUUGCUGCUGCUUUCCGGGGACUCAGCAGGGACCAAGGAACAGUGCACCACGGGGAAAUAUACUGCCAGUGGGGAAUGCUGCCGAGCCUGUAACUCUGGGGAAGGAGUUGGCCAACCUUGUGGAGUAAACCAAACUGUUUGUGAACCUUGCCUGGACAGCAUCAGCUAUUCAGAUACGGUGAGUGCCACCGAGCCCUGUAAGCCCUGUAAGGAGUGUGUGGGCCUGGAGAGCAUGUCGGCUCCUUGUGUGGAAUCGGACAACACCAUCUGCAAGUGUAUCUAUGGCUUCUACCGGGAUGAGAACAAUAAAUGUAAAAAGUGCCGCAUCUGUGAAAUAGGGUACGGGCUUGUCUAUCCUUGCGGGGAAAAUCAGAACACAUUAUGUGAGAAAUGCCCGGUGGGGACGUAUUCUGAUGAAGCCAACCAUGUGGACCCCUGCUUGCCUUGCACGGUGUGUGAGGAGGAUGAGAUCAUCGAGAAGGACUGUACCGCAACUUCAGAUGCCAAGUGCAGAGCAAUUAAUCCAAGAUUUGCGAUGACAACCAAAGUCCCGAUGGAUCCCUAUACCAGGGAUAGAAAUGCAGAUGCAAAUACAGAUGUAAUCGUAGAUGAGGAACACGCAACUAAUUCACAAUUUGCAGUGGCAACGAAGACCCCGAUGGAUUCCAAUGCCAGUGAUGCAGACCCAGAUGGAUUCAUAGACCCAGAUCCAGCCAUAGAUAUAGAACAUGAUUUUUACCCAGGGACUCCCAAAAGUCCCUUUCCUAUUACAAAUUUUUCAGAGACUAUGGAUAUUUUGGAGACCACUGUACUGAGCACCACAAUGACCACUAUUAUGGGAAGCUCCCAGCCUGUCAUUAGAAGUGGGACAGCUGAUAACCUCAUCCCUGUCUACUGCUCCAUUUUGGCAGCUGUGGUGGUGGGUUUGGUGGCAUAUAUUGCCUUCAAGAGGUGGAACAGCUGCAAACAGAACAAACAGGGUGCCAACAACCGUCCUGUCAACCAGACGCCUUCCCCAGAAGGAGAGAAACUUCAUAGUGACAGUGGCAUCUCAGUUGAUAGCCAAAGCCUCCACGAUCAACAGCCACCAACACAAACAGCAUCUCUACAAGGUCUUAAAGGAGAUGGGAAUCUUUACACCAGCCUGCCGCCUAACAAACGUGAGGAGGUUGAAAAGCUGUUGAAUGGUUCCACAGAGGAGACAUGGCGCCACCUGGCCGGAGAACUAGGCUACAAGGAAGAUCACAUAGACUCCUUUACACAAGAGGAAUACCCCGUUCGUGCGCUGCUCUCUGAUUGGUCCAGCAAGGACAGUUCCACCAUGGAUGCCCUUUAUUCAGCCUUGCGCAAGAUUCAAAGGGGGGACAUUGUGGAAAGCCUUUACAGUGAAUCCACUGCUAGCUCUCCAGUGUGAAGGAGAAAAAGGGGGCAGAGGCAUUCUGAGUUAGCUCCUCAUUUCCCCUGCCCCCACGGGUGCCUCUUGGAAGAAGAAUACGUGAAGGAAAAAUAGAGCUCAUUCUUUCUGGAGACACUGGAGCAAUCCUGUAAGCACUGGUUUAGUUAUUUUUCCCUCUCUGCCCUGCUGUCCUGGUAUUUUCGUCCAAUAGCUCUUGCUAGUAACAGACAAUAAGAAAUGAAAGAAGGGAAAGGGAGUGGAUGUUUUGCUUAUACUCUAUGUGCUCCUUAAAAUCUCCUGGACUGAUAGUGGACUGCUGAUUCUGAACUGAGACAAGAAUGAAGAAAGACAUCUGUCCAAGGCCAAUUGCUUGACUUCUCUUUCAGUUGCCUCUGACAUUUAUUCCAUGCGCUUCUCUCAUUAUCCCAUCGACAUUAAUUCUCUUUCUUCUCUUGCACAUCUUCUUUCCUUCAGUCACCAGUUUACCCUAUUUAAGCACAUCUGAAAUCAGGAGAAAGAAAGAAAAAAAACAACAACCAAGGAGACCAGCCAGAUAUGUUACAGAGUGAUGAAGGAUUCAAAGAAGGCAGAAAGAGCAGGAAUGCUGGGCCUGAAACAAGGAGACAUAUGGUGUUUAGAGGACAAAGUGAACAUUUGUUUUGAGGCAACCUCCUGGAGGGUCUCUGAGUGGGGAGAAAAGAAAUGUGGACCAGGUUUCUAGCUAUCUAAACUGACAAUAUGAAGAUCAAAGUGAGAAGUUAAGGGAUGGAACCCAAAGAGAAAACAAACACAUUUCCAUCCAAGUAUUGGUGACCACAUCAAGACUAUAUUUGAUCUUGCCCUUGUUUUCUUGCUCCGAUGCAUUCUUCCUAGCUAAUAAGGAUUUUUUUUUAACCCUCUUCCAUUUUCCUCUUUCUGGGUUUGACUGAAACCAGUAAAGUCAUAUAAACCCUUGCUUAAAGGGGCUAGAUAAUGGCCAAGUGCGAAUAUAAAUUCCCUAAAUAAAUAAAAUAAGCCACACUGAUGAAUGGACCUAAUCAGAAGCAAACAAGACCAGUUGUCAGACAUAUUCAUUCAUUUUCCAAGGGAUGCUGCUUUGAUGAAGCCCUACGUUCUUCUUCAAACUGGUAAACCAAUCACUGUGUGUUAAGAAGCUGUUAUCUCUGUUGCAUUAAAAGGGGAAGCAAGCAAACAAACAAACAAAAUCCCUUAGUGGCCUUAAUGCACAAAGUAGGGAGCAAUCUAUAUGAAAACGUAGCUACUCUCAGAGGUAGAAUUUUGCUGAAUGUUAUUCCUUUGUCAAGUGAUGUACAGCCACCAAAGCAACCUGGUGUUUUCUGUUUUCAAAUAUUAGAGGGAUAUGAAAAUAUUAUAGGGAUAGGAUGGUGGGGAAAUAUUCUACAAGCUAACAAGAAUUACCAAAAGCUCUUGGGCAAAAAAAAAGAAAGAACUGGAACUGAACAAUGCCCUCCCUCUGUGUCUGCAUUACAAGAUUCGUUGGUUUCUUUUACUCUUAUUCUGAUGAUAUUCAUAUAGACCCGAUGGGGAAAAAAAUGGCAUUUGAAAGCUGAUAGUAUUUUAAACAGUUGACUGGGUUGUUGAUGGGAAUUUUUAGCUGCUUAUCUUGUUUCUCUGAUUUAAAACCGUGGAGAAGAAAUCUCUCCAUCCUAUGUAUGCACGCACACGUAUAUAUAAAUAUAUACUUAGAAAGUAAUGGGGAUACUUCCUGGGGAAUGUUAGUUAGGAAUGCUAAUUAAUUUCCUUUCUCAACCAAGAGAUGAUUAGGGAAGCUUGGCAGGCUGCACAAAGUGUUGCUAUUCUGAUCAUUUUUCUGUCAUCAUACCAGUUUUAAUGGUUUGCCUCACCAGAAAAACUUCUAUUUUAACCUUGACAUUUCUGCUGUCAACAAAACUUAGUAGCAAUUUUAAAUAAGAUGGUACAAACAGAUUGAAAAAAGUUAAUUACAUUUUUGCUUUCUAUUUAAAAACUUUUUACAGAACAACUAGAACCAUGCCUUUAUUCGUAGAAUGUUGCUAUUACAUAAUGAUAAUAAAGGAGCCAGAGGAAGAGUAGUAAUAUAUCUAAUGGACUCCUAAAUUGUUUAGAAGGAAAAUAUGGAGAUGCAUGGAGGUACUUGUGGCCUUGCUGAUUUUGGGCCUAACUAGGCCCACCUAGCUUAACAUUCUUCUUUGAUCUGGAAGCAACCUUCAUUUAUUCAGACAGAAGACUUUUCAUGUCAAUUCUGAAACCCAAGUUCCCUUUUUAUGGUACGAAGCACAAAAAGCUUGUGAAGACACACAAAGCAGGCACUUUACCUCAGAAGUCCAACUCACAAUUUAGUUCAACCUCCUCUUGGUAUACAAUUUGGAGAUGACUCUAAUGGCCCUUUGCUCUUUUUGUAGAGAUAUGUGCC